This is a messenger RNA of Anthonomus grandis grandis, 1995 nucleotides long. RefSeq names its product nucleoporin NDC1 (gene Ndc1). Gene Ontology annotation, biological process: nuclear pore organization. Gene Ontology annotation, molecular function: protein-macromolecule adaptor activity. NCBI's taxonomy places the organism in Eukaryota, Metazoa, Arthropoda, Insecta, Coleoptera, Curculionidae. The coding region runs from base 195 to 1901 and encodes 568 amino acids. The transcript has a single exon. The record is from RefSeq and is a predicted model, not a curated record. Gene Ontology annotation, cellular component: nuclear pore transmembrane ring.
UCAAUUUGACAGCCGUUAAAUGUCAAAUCAAAAUUUUUAACGGUUCCCGGCAAAACACCUAUAUUAAAACCCAGCAAAAAUCUGUAAAUUAUAAGUUUCUAAAAAGUGCUAAAAUCACAAGAAGCUACAUCAACUGGAUCCACGAAAUUACUAAUAAAUUUUCAUUAUGCUGUAAGACUAAAAAACUACCAAAAAUGAAUCCUAACCUAAGACCACAACAACAAAGUUUCACCUAUAAGGACUUGCUUUUAUGGAAAUUAAACUACGUAGUUUUCUCCAGCGUCGCCUCACAGUUGUUCAUCCUGGUUUUCUACGUGUUCCUGAUCAAAGCCGACCCGUUACAUCCAUUACAAUGGUGCUUAGCCACUCUAGCGACCAUGACAUCUUUCAGCACAUGGAUUUAUAUGAUACCAUUUCUGAUAAUUAUUUUUGGGCAAACGUUGAUAUGUGCCAAAGCCUAUGUACUUAAAUCGUCGUAUUGCUCUACCAGAUUUCAAAAAUUUGUGGCCACUUUCUCUGCACACAAUUUGGUUUUGACCUUCUUGCAUGUUACUGUUGGUGCGACACUUAUAUGGCUCUUCUUAUCUGUGUCUGGGGGCCAAUACCAGAAUUUGACUGAAGUAUGUAAAGGUCAAGUGUAUUGCUUGAAUGAGGGAACAUACUUUUUGAUUUUAAGUGGAUUUUGGACAGGAUUUUAUUAUUUUGUUAAGGUGUAUAUUGCAGAAAAAAAUCUGUCAUUUCCAGUAGUGUUUCAAAGGAAAUUUUUACACUUUAAAUCUCAAUUAGGAUCAAUAAUAAACAAAUCUGUUAGGCAAUCGUUUUGGCCUUCAUUCUACUUUAGUGUUAUAUAUUAUUUUUAUGGAGAAACUUUUAGAGUUGGAUUUAGCAAUAUGUUCGGCCUGAUACAACAUGAAGUUGACCCGACAUUUUUUAUCUAUUUUCAUCUCUGGUUCUUUACUGCUUUGUACUAUUUUAACAUGAAUUUGAUGAGGUUCUACUUCAACUUGUUCCUCACAGAACCUGUACAGUUUCCCCUAUUCAAAAACCAAAUGGGAAAUUUACAAUUGCAGGAAAGCAUUAACAACUAUGACUACCCAAUUGUGCAGAAUUUAGCUUGUUUGGAUCUGUAUUUGUUAGCGCAAUGGCAGCCUGAUAGGAGACAAGUUUUUUAUACUUUGUCAAAUCCUGGACAACACCCACACAACUGGAACUCACUUGUGGAAAAUGUGCUAAAGUUGUUGAAUGAAUACACUGAGCUGCUAAAUAAAACCAUUGAUUUGCCUGAACCUGUAAAGCCUAAACAGAUUGUACAAGCACCUAGUAUCCAGGGACCUGAUCGCUUUAGAAAUCUAAGAAACAUGGCUCUUGUCGAUAGAGAUGACUGUUACAAUUAUGUGAAUGUUCAAAAAAACCCUGCUGUAGAGUUCAAUUUACACAAUAACUUAUCAGAUUUCCUGACAGAAAAACUCACCAAACUGUGGAAUUUUAUAAAAUUAAUAUUAGGAAUAAAUUUUUUGUUUGGGGAGUUACCCCAAGCUAAUGUACGUAAAUGUUUAGCAAAUGGAAACCUGAUCAUUUGGGCUUCUCAAGGAAUUGCCGAUAUAACAGCAGCCUCAUUAGAAGAAGACAAAUAUGGAAUUGUCCAGAAGGAUCUUCCCAUUAUCAUAUCUGGCCUUGUCAAUUUAAAGCAAAGCCUCGACAAACUAAAUAAAAUACCAGCGCUUACAAGAAAAAUGGUGGGGUAUGACGAUUUUAAUUAUAAAAUGAAAGCGGCAGUCACUGCCGCCGUAAAACGGAGUCUGUUUAAAAUAUGUAUCAAGUUCGGAGAUUAUAUGAAUGAUAUACCACUUAGCAAAGAAAUAUCUCAGUACCUUCAGGUACAUAUUAUUUGUAAGAGUUAACAUUUUUAUUAUUAGUUCUUUUUUUAAUAUAUUCUUUUUGUAUGAGUGCAUGAUGGGUUUGUUUAUGUAAAUAAAAGUGAUUUUUAAAAAUUUU